Molecule: messenger RNA, 1089 nt
Organism: Colletotrichum orchidophilum
Lineage: Eukaryota; Fungi; Ascomycota; Sordariomycetes; Glomerellales; Glomerellaceae
Exons: 3
Coding region: 1-1089 (362 amino acids)
Source: RefSeq, a predicted model, not a curated record
AUGCCUUCCUCGAAGCCUUUGAAGAUCAAGCCCUCCGAGGUUGCUGCGGACACCAAGAAGAAACUGAUCCCAGAAGUCAACAAAUACUUCCGCGAAGAUUGGCCCCCCUACUCGGUGCUCUACUCGCAACCACUGCUCCAACUUCCGCUCAGCCGUCCAGCCUUCAUGAGCUCAGAGUUACCCAACUUUUGUAAGGGUCACCCAAUGUCCAGUCCUGGUGGGGCUUCGGGGCCACGGCUAACCAUAUCAGAUGUUGUCCACAGCGAUCCUGUCGACUGCGCACUAGGCUGGGCCCAGAGCGAAGGGGUCCGAAUCCCUUUCAUCUGUGCCGCGAAUGAAAAGCGACCCGGAGGUGAUUGGGAGACAGGUGUUGUCGGUUAUGAGGAAAGACUGUGCCGUCGCAGCAAUCUGUCGGCAACGUUGGGCUCUCCCCAUCCGGAUACAUGCUUGCCAACCAACUAUCCAAUUCCGAUCGAAGGAGCCAUCUAUUCCCCUGACGUUGUUCGGUUCCGCCAGUUCCAGGACAGGAUUGAGUCACUAGACAUGAAGGACUGGAGGUCGCUUCCAGUCAUUUCCAUGCCGCCAGCGCGAUGGCCGAAGCUCACAGACAUGGGACGAAAAUACUCAUUUUCGGAAGAGCGAGAACUGGUACGGAACAAGAUGCGCGCCGCGUUGCGAAUCUGCGUAUUUAACGGCUACAACCACGUCGUAAUUGGCGACUUUGGUCUCGGCAACGGCUACCGCAACCCGCCCAAGGAGUUGGCAGAGCUUUGGCGCGAGGUCUUCCUCUACGACCCGGAAUUAAGGGGGCAGUUCCUAGCCGUCAUGUUCGCUUUCGAGGACGACCGGCAAUGCACAGCCAAGUGUAUCCUCGACGACAUCGCCAAGAAAACGAAAGGGAGUAGCAGCAGCAGCUCUUCGAAAAGCAAAUCCAAGAGCUCGUCAUCAUCAAGCUCCAGCGGCAGUUCGUCCAGUCACAAGAGUGACUUCAAAAUCUUUAGUGAAAUCUUCGCAACGAGCGAGAUCGCUAGAGUUCGUAGCCAACCCGACCCGCGCUAUGCCUUCUCUGCAAUCAUGGAUGGUUCUUGA